Messenger RNA from Bufo bufo (common toad), 4243 nucleotides. RefSeq names its product SMCR8-C9orf72 complex subunit (gene SMCR8). Gene Ontology annotation, molecular function: GTPase activator activity. Gene Ontology annotation, cellular component: guanyl-nucleotide exchange factor complex. The record is from RefSeq and is a predicted model, not a curated record. Lineage: Eukaryota; Metazoa; Chordata; Amphibia; Anura; Bufonidae.
UUGCUCGCCGGGGAGGAGUGACGUCACUACACAGUCAUGUGACCUGUCACCUAACGCCUUCUCUCAGCAUGUCCCUCUUCUCUCUCCGUACAUAAUUCAGCCGAUGACAUUUAUCACGUGAUCGUGCUGGAACUACAAUCCCCGGCAUUCCCCGUCCGGUUAAAUCCUCCGGGUCCCUCAUUGGCAGUGAUGCAGGAGGACGGUAAUUCCCAGCGGACGGUUAUUUGGUGUUGUGUUAUCCCCCGGCCUGGGCUAUGGGGACCCCGUGACGUCAGUCGGAGGUCAUGUGGUUUGCAAUCCAAGAUGGCUUCCUCCCUGUGAGGUGUUUGUGAGAAGGAGCAGAGCGCAGGGAGGGGAAUGAUGAUCGGAUCGCCGGAUCUGGUGGCGUUUACCCGGGACGAGGACUAUGACUUCCCGCAGCACAGCAGCCCGGGGCUGCCGGAGGAAUACUCGGUGCCGCUCUUCCCGUACUCGGAGGCGGAGAGCAGCCCCUGGUCCCGGCUCUCGGGGGCCAAAUUCAGCCGGGACUUCAUCCUGAUUUCGGAGUUCUCGGAGCAGGUCGGGCCUCAACCUCUGCUCACCAUCCCCGACGACCCCCGGGUGAGGGGCACCUUUGACCUCAACUACUUCUCCCUCCGUAUCAUGUCAGUAGAUUACCAGGCCUCAUUUGUGGGUCACCCCCCAGGCUCCUCUUACCCCAAGCUGAACUUUGUGGAGGACUCCAAGGUGGUCCUGGGGGACUCUAAGGAAGGGGCCUUUGCUUACGUCCACCACCUGACCCUGUACGACUUGGAGGCGCGAGGCUUUGUGCGUCCCUUCUGCAUGGCCUACAUCUCCACCGAUGAGAACAAGAUCAUGGAGCAGUUCCUGGAGCUCUCCGGCGACUUCUCCAAGGCUUCCGAUUGCCUGAAGACGGGAAACCGCAAAGCCUUCGCCAACGAGCUGGAGAAGAAGCUGAAGGACCUGGACUACACCAGGACAGUCCUGCUGAACGAGAUGGAAGAGCAGCAGAAGACGGACCACACCGGCUUCUACACCACCCAGGCCAUCGAGAAGGCCAACGAGCUCGCCAACGUGGAGAAGUCCAUCAUCGAGCACCAGGACCUUCUGAAGCAGAUCCAGUCCUAUCCGUACAGACAUCUGAAAGGAGAAGACUAUCAGCCGUACGUGCCCGAGACUUCCCAAGAUGAGGCCCAAGACUCCGAUCCGGCCAACCACGAUGAGACCGAGGUCUACACCCCCCGCCCGUCUUACACCCCCAAGUUCAUAAAAGCCAAGUCCUCCAAGUGUUUUGACAAAAAACUGAAGACGUUGGAGGAACUUGUUGAUGUCUAUUUCUUCACGCAGACCAUAGACCUGCUGACCUCCAUCGAGAGGCGCUAUAGGGGUGACGUGAGCUACUUAAUCAUGAGCCACCUGGACAAGACUCUCUUGGGCCAACAAGCCUUUGCCAACUUUCUGUUCGAGGACAUCUCCAGCUGGGGCCCUAGACUAAUCGAUAGGCAGUAUUCAGACCAUUUGGGUAUCCAUCAGAACACCCCGAGGUCCAAACUUGCUGAAGAAACUGAAAACCUGAAGCCUUCGGGCAGCAUGGAGUCCUACAAGUCCAGCGUAGAGUCCGUCCCUAUCAAAAUCGAGCAGGAGUUUGACGACGAGCAAGACGCGACGGACGUUUGUGACCCUUCGGGCAAUGCUGAGGGUCUGGAGGCGGAUACCAAAGGGAGUAUAAGUAGUGGAGAGAGCAUCGAGGUCUUAAGGACUGAGAAGUCUACUCUUCUUAUCCACUCUGAGAGUCAGCCGUGCUUGAGGCUUAAUCCGAGCCCGCAGCAGAGGCGGAGGGCGGGCAGCCGGAGGACCAUCAGCGAGGACAGCAUUGAGGUUCUCAGCACUUGUACUUCUGAAACUGUGAUCCCGGAAGAUUUUCGAGCCACCUACCAAAUAGCCAUUAACGAAGAGGAGGCCUUUGCCGAGGACUAUGAGAGUGCCAACUAUUUCGGUGCAAUGCCGGAUGACAAAAAAGCCAACCAGGGUGACCCUGCCUGUUGUAUAAGAUCAGAUAGUCCAAACCUUGAAGACUUGGCUGGAGAUCUAGUGCCGGGACAUUGCGGUGAUGGCGUCGUCAUCAGUGUCCCACCACAGCCUGGUAAGCACGUGAGCCAGACGUUCGGCCAGGUGAAGUUCUCAGUAGAGCAGGUGGACGAUCCCUCUGGGGAAGUCUUCUCUCCUCCAGAGUCCAACUACUUCCUGAGCAGCAAGGAUGCGAAAAAAACGACUCUCGACGAGGACUCCACCAGCUUCAGGAGCAGCGCCUCCACCUGCUCUGAUAGGACACCUUCCCCUCCCCCCGUGCCCACCAUCACUGAACGACAGAAAAGAAAAUCCGGCCGAAACGCUCUGAUGUUCAUCAGGCAGUACCCCUUCUCCCACCCCGCCAUUUACUCUCUGCUCAGCGGGAGGACCCUCGUGGUGCUGGGUGAAGAGGAAGCCUUUGUGAAAAAACUCGUGACUGCUUUGUCCAUCUUUGUCCCUAAUUGUGGACAUGUUGCCAAACCUAUCAAGCCAUGGGUGACCUCCCCACUGCACAUCAUGGAUUUCCAGAAGUGGAAACUGAUUGGGCUUCAGAGGGGGGUCUCUCCAUCCGGAUCCAACACCCUCCACUCCCUGAGCCGAUACAGCCGCUACGCCAGCAUCCUGGAUGCGGACAACAAGACGCUGCGGUGCCCGGUGUAUAGGGGCACCCUCCUCCAGAGGCUGGCGGACCACCGCACUCAGAUCCGGAAGGGCAGCACCUACUACCUGCACGUGCGUAGCGUUCUGACCCAGCUCAGCGCCAAGGCGUUCCUGUUCACUUUCUGCCACCACGUCCACCUGCCCAUCCGGGAGAAGGAGGGCGAGGAGUCUAUAGCACAGCGCCGGGCCGCCUUCCUCCAGCAGCUCCUCGGCCUCUCCCAGGAGGACAGUAAAAUCGUGGAAUACCUCUCCGAGCUUCUCAAAAUGCAUUAUCUAAGGGAAUCGGGGACGCCGCUGCUGCCGGUGCUCAGAUUUGACUACAUCCCCAGCAUUUUAUACAAGAUUUGACAGGACCCCCCCCCCCCAUAGGCACUCAUGGAUGUAGAAGUCAUGGUAGGUCUGCACUGUGGCCCAGAGAAGAUUGGUGGGGGUUCAUUUACUUUUUGCCUUUUAUGUUCGUUACCUAUUUAUGUGAUUUGUUAGAUCAUCUCAACCAGUUUUAACUACUGAGGACCUCGAUCGGUGGUCUCCGACCAGCGGCUCUCCAGCUGGUGCAAAACCACAACUCCAAGCAUGCCGGUGGCUCUCCUGGCCAUGCUGGGAGUUGUAGUUUUGCAGCAGCUGGAGGCCACUAACCUAGACUGAGAGGUAAAGAAGCUGCCGAAUGUGCUGCAUGCACGUAAAUUUUUUUUUUUUAAGGGACGCUAACCCUAGAGCGUCUCUCUAUUUGCAGGCGAAUGUCAUCUGUUGUUCCCUGUUAUCAGCCACUUCAUUGAAACGCUUUUCAAUCCGGAAACCUCCCCUCCCCCCACAGUCACAUAUUUGUAGACACAUUUACAUCCAUGUGAGACAUAUCAGCCGCUCCUCCGACAACGCUCAGGCCCUUAGGGUGAGUUCACACGCGGCAGCUUUAUUGCAUACAUUUCGGCGACUGUCUCCCGCUGCAGGCGCAGCCCCCUUCAGAUGAUUUUCAGUUGCAGAAAUUUCUACCUCGUGUGAAUUCGCCCUCUGUCCGCGUAGAAUCACCGCUGACAGGCUGGUUGCUAUGGACAUACUCAACCGCCAUCUCUUCUUAUAGAGCUGGCAGAUGUCCCUAGCAACUAGACUCGGAUUACAUAAGAUUUCAGUGCCAUAAUUGGCACCGGGCAGAGAAGCGACAGGAGCAGAAGUCAGGCUGUACUGCCAUAGUAAUCCGAUUUUUGGCAACCUGUGAAGAACAUGGCAGCCUUCUUCCAGACACAACAACGCCCUAUCUGACCAUGCGGUGGACAGGUGUGGCGCUGUUUUCUUGCCGAUCAGCUGUAUGAAGAAGCCGCGGUGCUAUGCGAGCUCUUAGGCCUCUUCCUAGGUCAAGUCGCUCACCGGAAAGCUGCGGCCUCCGCAAACAGUUGAUCGUCGGGGAUUCCGGGGGUCAGAUCCCCACCGAUAUCGUAUUGAUGACCUAUUCUGAGGAGAGGUCAUCCAUACGUAUAUUCCAGAGAACCCCUAUAGGGCUAGGUCUACAUGACGACAU